AUGCCAGUGCGGAAGAAGCAGCGACGCGACGUGGUCGUGACAAGUGCCGAUGCUAUCGAUGACGUUGAGGAAAAGAAAGAAAUGGUUAUGGUACGUCUUGUCGAUGAAAAUGGCAAUUGGGCUGGAGCACAAAUUCUUCUCCCUGUUUCUGCGACACCAAGGCAGUUGGAUGAAUUACUCUCCUCUAUGUUGGAUGAGGAUGCACAAAUUAAUCCGUACGCAUUUUUCAUAGAUGGUGAACAAGUUAAUGAUAGCGUUCGCGAGACAUUAUUUAAGAAACAGCGAGAGGCUUUUGUUGACAAAAUGUUAAAAGAAGGUAGACGUGUCCGAUCUCAAGAUGUGGAUAAACUAAUGUUUGAAUUGCCAGAAGAAACAAUUGUGGAUAUUCAGUUUAAACCCCAAGCCAAAUUUCGUGUGAGACCUGUAACAAGAUGUGCUGGAACACUUGAUGGUCAUAGCGAAGCGGUGCUUGUUGUAAGUUUUUCACCCAAUGGUGAAGUACUGGCAACUGGUGGUGGAGAUAAAGAAAUACGUCUCUGGGAUGUUAACACAUUAACUCCCACAGAAGAGCUUAAAGCUCACACGAGUUGGGUACAGGUGUUAUCUUGGUCCCCCGAUGGGAAUUAUCUAGUAAGCGGUAGCAAGGAUGGUACUCUUAUUGUUUGGACACACGAUGGAGCAUAUGGAAAUUUUAAAGGAAAAAAAUACAAGGCACAUUCAAGCUAUCUCUCUCACGUCUCAUGGGAACCGUUGCAUAAAAAUAUUGAAUGUAAUAGGUUUGUUUCUGCUAGUAAAGAUGCAAGCCUUAAAGUCUGGCAAACCGUUAAUGGUCUUCAAUUUUCUCUUUCAGGACAUCAAGCAUGUGUUACAUGUGUGAAAUGGGGUGGUGAAGAUCUUAUCUACUCAUCUUCACAAGAUCGUAGUAUAAUUGUUUGGGACGCUUCAAAUGGAUCUCCACGUAGUAUUCUUCGCGGACAUGCUCAUUGGGUAAAUUUUGUUGCAUUAAGUACCGAUCUUGUAAUUAGAACAGGUGCUUUUGAUCAUGAAGAAAGAAAAUUUGACUCUCGCAGAGAGAUGCAACAAUAUGCAGAAACGAGAUACCAAGAAGUUGUAAAACGUCUUGGGGGUUAUGAACGACUUGUUAGUUGCUCAGAUGACAAUACCAUGUUUUUAUGGUCCCCACAGCAGCAGGUCACUCCAUUAGGACGUAUGACUGGUCACCAAGGUGCUAUUUUCCAUAUUCAAUUUAGUCCUGAUGGAACCAUGAUUGCAUCAUGUUCAGCUGAUAAAAGUGUUAAGUUAUGGAAUGCCUCUGAUGGAAAGUUUAUUACGACACUUAGAGGUCACGUGGCCGCGGUAUAUCAUGUGAGCUGGAGUUUGGAUUCUCGUCUCUUGGUCUCAGGAAGCCGAGAUUCUACUUUAAAAUUGUGGUCUGUAUCGUCGCGUGAGUUGGUAGAAGAUCUUUCGGGACACAGUGAUGAAAUAUUUUCCACAGAUUGGAGUCCUGAUGGUCAACGUGUAGCCACCGGUUCAAAGGAUAAAAAGGUUCUUAUUUGGGUUCAUUAA
Trypanosoma theileri is the source of this 1566-nucleotide messenger RNA. RefSeq names its product notchless. Bases 1 to 1566 code for a protein of 521 amino acids. Lineage: Eukaryota; Euglenozoa; Kinetoplastea; Trypanosomatida; Trypanosomatidae. Gene Ontology annotation, cellular component: nucleolus. Gene Ontology annotation, molecular function: protein binding. The transcript has a single exon. The record is from RefSeq and is a predicted model, not a curated record. Gene Ontology annotation, biological process: ribosomal large subunit assembly.